UAUAUAUAUAUAUAUAGAGAGAGAGAGAGAGAGAGAGAGAGUAGACGUUUUAGUGCAAUGUUUCCUAACCAUUUUCAGAAAAAGCACACAGUUGGGUUUAAGUGUCCCACGGGAUCGAACUGCCGCCACGUUUGGAGAUGCGCCAUCGAGCAAAUGUUAUUUUUCACAUUACCUAGGGCAUCGGAUGCACCGGUUGUAAGCGGUGGAUCUAUCUUUUCCUGGGGUACAAAAUUUAAAUAUACUGGUAGAACAGAAAAAGAGGUAUUAGAAGAAACGGGUCCACUUCGGAAAGAAGAACCACCUAUACAGCGAUGUCAAACUACGUGUCUUAGAAGAAAAGCUAGUAGUGUGCCAGCAACCCCUAGUACUCCUAGUCAAGAUCUUGUUGAAAUAAGUUAGUAUCUUUUCUUUAUAUCUACACAUAGUUAAUAU
Apis florea (little honeybee) is the source of this 432-nucleotide messenger RNA. RefSeq names its product FERM domain containing (gene Frmd5). Gene Ontology annotation, biological process: actomyosin structure organization. Lineage: Eukaryota; Metazoa; Arthropoda; Insecta; Hymenoptera; Apidae. Gene Ontology annotation, cellular component: cytoskeleton. The record is from RefSeq and is a predicted model, not a curated record. Gene Ontology annotation, molecular function: cytoskeletal protein binding.